Phyllopteryx taeniolatus (common seadragon) is the source of this 8965-nucleotide messenger RNA. RefSeq names its product SLAIN motif family, member 2 (gene slain2). Gene Ontology annotation, biological process: positive regulation of microtubule polymerization; cytoplasmic microtubule organization; microtubule nucleation. NCBI's taxonomy places the organism in Eukaryota, Metazoa, Chordata, Actinopteri, Syngnathiformes, Syngnathidae. The coding region runs from base 5049 to 6812 and encodes 587 amino acids. The record is from RefSeq and is a predicted model, not a curated record. The transcript has 10 exons. Gene Ontology annotation, cellular component: microtubule plus-end.
UGGGGGCGGUAAUGCGCUCAUAAUUUGAUAAGUGUCGUUAAACGCGAAGAAGAAGAGGUGAAAUUUGGAUUGUAUUUUUCCCCCCCAGGCUGUCUUUGAUUUUCUACCGUGCUGCCAUCGCACUCAUCUGACGUGUGAAAAGAAGAAACGUUCUCGCAGCGUCUCGAAGUGCACAUAAAACCGUCAAAGCGGACUAGUUUGGAGUUAUUGGGGUUUGCUUAGCUUGCUAGCGGGCGAACGCAAGUUAGCAACACGUCGCUAAGCUAAGAGCUAGCACUACUGCGUUAAAAUGCGUAAAGUCGCAAUGUUGAGAGAAUUAAUGAAGCAGCGGCUAAAUGCCGACGUGGAGGAAAUAUUUCAACAUUUUGACACAACGAUUUUGGAGUAUGAGGAGGAACUUCGUCGAACAAAAGAGGAGAAAGAGCGACAAGGCAAACUACUGGACGCCGUUUUAAAGUCUCACGGAGGCUUACGCCGAGCAGAUGUAGAGCAUUUGUUGGAGAAUGCAGAAGAGGUUCCCUCUGAGCAGCGGCAGCAAGAGGAGGAGGGGGAGGGGGAGGGGUGCAGCCCGCGUUGUGGCUUUAUUAGAAAGGAAGAGGAAGACAGGCGUGUGGAGCAUUCAGGUUGGGGAGCAGAUGCACGGGGCGGUGGAGACUGCUUCCAACACUCCCCCUUUGAAGAAAGAACAGCAUGAAGGUCAGUCCGCACAGCUCUGCCACCCAAGUGUGGAGGAGUUAAAUGAAGGCGAAGCUGAUGAAGAACACCGCGAAGAACCUAACAUCGCUUCCAUGGACGACACCGUGUCUUCCGAGACGCACGACGAGCCCUUCGUCUGCUCUCAGGUCGGCUUCGCCAACACGAGAAGGGAGAGACAUCCCACAGAGGCGCGCUUCAGCUGCCCGAAGUGCGGAAAGACUUUCUUCGCCCAGAGACGCCUGACCAGACACCUUUUCAUUCACUUGGGCGCCAGGGCCUUUGUGUGCCCCGUGUGUGGCAGGGCGUUCGUUCACAGCAAACAGCUGAAGAGACACAAGGGCACAGUCCAUAAUUUGUUUAUUUCGAACCAAAAGUUUUACGAAAUCAAUCUGAACUGGAGAGACCCGCGAGGACGCACAUGAGCGAGAAACUCUUCAGCUGCGGGGCGCGCGACAAACGCUUAGCUCAGAAUUAUCGAGUAAGAAAACACAAGUCUGCCACCGACAAGUGCAUGAAACUAAAUAGAUGCAUUUUUUUCCAUUAGUCUAUAGCACUUUUUGGGUCAAACAAACAUUAUUCUAGGCUUCUUAUUCACUCUCCAUAGCGUUAAUCCUGGUGAAGUUUACGGGUGAGCUGGAGCCCAUCCCAGGUGACUUUUGGGUCGCACCCUGGACUGUUUCCCUACCAGUCACGUGCACAUAUUGUUAUGACCCCCCGAGUUAUUACAGGUUGUUGUAGUCUAGCUCUGUCUGACGGUGGUGCCGUAUUGUUAUAUAUUUGAAUUGAACCACAAAAAGAUGUUGCGAUUGUUAAGGAAGCAACGGAUAGCCACGGAGCGCAAACGUCGAUGUCUCUUAGUUAAGAAAGCAGCUCAAGUGGCUUUAGGGUUGGGCAGCCAUUUCGUAAGAGACGUGCGUUUCAUUUUCAUUCAUUUUGGUUGAGGAGGUUUGAUCAAAUGGAUACAUUUAAGUAGAAUUGUGAGCCUACUCUGUGUAUGAUUCGCUAAUAAACUACAAGGCCCCAAACUGAGAAUGUAAAUAAUCACAUACAUCACUGUUAUUGUAUUUGAUUUAAAUUACAAGUCUUAAUUGCUUUAAAAGUGCUUGUUCACACGUGCACAUUGAAAAGUUAACUGCUGAGCCAGUUUGAGUGCUGUUGCUAACCAAAAGAGCAGCACAUGCGGAGGUUUUGCCAUGCGUUGUAAAUUAGUUCCCUGCAUAAUAUUAAGAUGUCAUAUCAAGGCUCGAUGUUUUGCUAAUCAUUUCUUCAUUUGAGGAGCAGCUUUCAAAUUUUUUUUUGCAGGUUGACAACCGGCACCCGAAGCAAGGGUUUUAUUGAACACAAAUACGACAAUAUAAUGGAGUUGAAUUUAGGGCUGCAGCUAUUGAAUAUUUCGGUAUUCAAGUAUCCUACUGAAAAUUCGAUGGAACAGUCGAGCAUGUGGAUAAACUAUAUUUUUGCUUGUUUAAAGAGCAAUUACCAAUACAAAAGAGAAAAUUAGACCUUUCACUUAACGUAUGACUAAUUGGUUUCCAUUUUUAGAUAAUGCACCAUUUUAAUUUUGUAAAUUGACAUUGUGUAUAAAAGAAUUAAAGCAUUAGCAACUUCAGCAGCUAAUAUUUUAGCAUUUUAUGACAGAAUCAGAAUCAGAAUCAUCUUUAUUUACCAAGUAUGUCCACAAAACACACAAGGAAUUUGGGACAGAGAAAACUUUUGUGACAUAAAGACUGAUUAAAAAAAAAAAAACGAAAACCAAAAACAAUAUUAGAGCGGGCGUAACCGAGGCGACGAUGAGCAAUUACAAAAGACUAUUCUUUGUGCAAGUGUUAAAUUUGUUCCAACUAAAAUGAAGGAACCUCGAGAGAAAACCAAGCCAAAAUCCUCCUGUUUGGGUACAUGAUUAAUUUGGCUUGUAUUCCUCUCUGGCCACAUUUGUACCCGUCACCUUCAUGAUAAACAAGUCCCACAUUUAACGGUACUCAUAAUUAACAGCAAGAAUGUGACGUUAGUAAAUGAGAGUUGAUCUCACUGUUAAUUUCACCUUCGUCUCUCAGAUCCCACGACGCGGCGGGUUUGUCAGAGUGAAAGGUCUGUGUUCUAAGGUCUUGCAUUUUCCCUAGGAAAUACUCUCAUCACAGUUGAGCCAUUUUCAGUUUGGCGCCGCGUCCCAUCUUGCAACUGCUGUGUUGCUGCUCCUGCGACCGAAUCGCUUCACUUCCGCAUCCUGCUUCACACGCGUUGGUGACGUAAGCGCGUUGCGCCUUUGCGUUUGCAAAAUUGUUUUUUGAGGCACAAAAUGGGAAUUUGAACUCGCAAACUGUGAUGUGAGACCGCUUAAUUUGAGUCUUGCAUAUUCAUAAAUGUAAAUACUGAAUAGGCAUGUUUCAGAAAGUAAUAGUCUGUGCAUAUUUCCAGCAUAAUGGACUCAUAGAAUUAUUUUAGAAUAUGAACUAACACAUAAAUCAUGCUAAAAACAGUAGUAACAUUUGUUUUUUACUGCUGAAAUACUGCACGUAAAAUAAAAGAUUUUUGUUUUGACUUGUGAGCAAAAACCUGAGAUACAAGUGCUGUAUGGUGCCAGUGACUAAACUCAUUUCGCAACUCGAAUUAUUCAACAAUUGUUUAAAAAAAUGGCUCCGAGCUGUUUAUUGACACUCCCAGUUAAGUUUGCUUUCAAAAUAAAAAGAAAAUUACACAUUUAAAACAACUACAUAGCCUCUGCUAGCUUAAUGCUAACAAUGGGAAACGCCAUAGAGGUGCUAACAAACAGCAUCUCAUUGGGUGUUUUAUAACUUUUAAGCAACGGAUAGCCGAACACUAACUGUGAAGUAACUAUGUAGAAAGGUGACGCAAUACUCACAGGCAUGUAUGCUUUAUCCUCUGUGAAGAAAGACUAAUAUAAGUGCGGCUUACUGAGGAAUGAGGAGUUGAUGUAUAUCCAUGCAUCCAUCCAUUUUCUGUCGCGCUUCUCCUCACGCGGGUCGCGGGCGCUCUGGAGCCCAUCCCAGCUGUCAUCGGGCAGGAGGCGGGGUACACCCUGAACGGGUUGCCAGCCAAUCGCAGGGCACAUCGAAACAAACAACCAUUCGCACUCACAGUCAUGCCUACGGGCAAUUUAGAGUCUUCAAUGAACCUAGCACGCAUGUUUUUGGGAUGUGGGAGGAAAGCGGAGUGGCCGGAGAAAAGCCACGCAGGCACGGGGAGAGCAUGCAAACUCCACACAGGCGGGGACGGGGAUUGAACCCCGGUCCUCAGAACUGUGAGGCAGACGCUCUAACCAGUCGUCCACCGUGCCGCCAGUUGAUGUAUAUGUGUAUGUCUAUUAUACUGCCCCCAGGUGGUCAGGGCGUGCACACCAGGAGUAGCACAAUGCCAAUUGAAAUGAAAGAAAGUUUAAUUUUGAAAGUUGAAUUCACUAUAUUCAAUUGGAAAAAAUGAUUUGCGAGUGUUUUGAGUGGUCAGGUCACGGAAUGACAUAAAAUAAAUAUAAAUGAAAGAAAAUAUGUAUGCUGCAUUAGUUACAUAUCAGUAUAAAAUAAAUGCAGUAUUUUUUAUUUUACAUAUUUUUGUUUAUUUCAUACUGAUGAAAUAUUGCACAUAACAAAUAUAUAUAAAUGAAUAAAAAUGCCUCAUAUAUAUAUAUAUAUAUAUAUAUGCUGUUUAUUUUGUAUGUACACAACUUCAGCAGUAGGAUUAAAAACGUGUUUAUUCUUAUUUACAUUUCUAUUAUGCUGCUAUAUUUUUAUUGUACAUAUGAAAUAAAUACUGUGUAGAUAUGUAUUUUAAUUGAUUUAAAUGUAAUUUGUGUGCAGUGUGAAAAUAUAGCGUCGUGCAGUAUGAUUUAUUUUAUCCUGCUGACGUAUUGCACAUUUUGGCAGUGUGGAAAUAAAUAUCUAAUUAAUAAUACAUUUGUACUUUUUUUCUGAUUAAAUACAAUUUUAAAAAGCAUAAAAAUGGUUUUCUCAUCGAAAAGCAACUUAAUAAAAAGUUGCGCAACAGGAGCUUUUUUUUUUUCUUUUUUUUUUCUUUUGGUCGCGAACGCGCAAAUAGGUGUUGGUUUACGUGCGCGCUCCCGUUGGAGAUGACGUCGGCUGCCAGAGCCUGUCUCAAACGUUGUGACGUGUGUUGUGGAAAUGGCCGAGGAGGGACAAACCCACAAGACAAUGUUAAGCUUUUUAACUCCGCCAAACAAACACCGCGGGUGAACGACGUCUCUCCGGCGGACACGAAGGACGGUCGCGGAGGGGGAGGGAGUUGGAAGGAACCGACGAGCGACUCGAACCGCCCCGGACCAGCGCCUUUUCUUCCCCCGGGGAGGAGGGCGCUGAGCGAGGGUUAGUGAGGGAGCCACCAUGGAGGACAUCAACUCGAAUAUAAACGCCGACUUGGAGGUGAGGAAGCUCCAGGACUUGGUGAAGCAGCUCGAGAAGCAGAACGAGCAGCUCCGGGGUCGCUCCAUGAUGAUGUCGGCGCACCACAGACCCCACAGCGCCGGCUACGAGUCCUUGUCGGCGGCGGCGGCGCUGCUAUCGGGGCGCGACAUGGCCGGCUUCGCCCAAGGGGUGGGGUUCGGCUACGGCGACCUGUUGGAGAACCGCCGCUGCCGGAGCCCGCGGCUCUCCUACGACGGCGUCAGCUUCAGGAGGCCGUACGAGAGUGAGGGCGCCUCGGCCGCCACCUCCGGGUCGGCCCGGAACUCGUGGUGCUCGGACGGCGAGUCGUCUAUCCUGGACCAGGUGGACGUCUUGGACCUGGAGGUCAUGGACUGUCUGCACGAGGACGAAGACAGCUGGCUGUACGAGGCCAAGCUGAACAGUCCCCUGCAGAAGGCGCUGAGCCCCGUCGUGUGGUGCCGCCAGGCCUUGGACAACCCCAGUCCGGACAUGGAGAUGGCCAAGCGCUCGCUCAUCCACAGGCUGGACCUCACCAUGUCUGCUAACAAGCGUCGGAGCCUCUACGGGAGCUGCUACAACCAGCAGGUGACCUACGGGAGCCCGUACAGCCCCAACGCCGCCGCCGACAGCCCCUACGGCAGCGGAUUCAACUCGCCCGGCAAGGCGCCCGUCGUCAGGCAGCAGCCGAUGCCCGUCAACGCAGCGCACCAGCGCAACGCGGCGGCGGCGGCGGCGGAAAGGAACCCGCCGGCCAUCAGCCCUCAGUCGUCGGCGGACAGCGAGCUGAGCACCUCCGAGAUGGACGAAGACUCGGUGGGCUCGUCCGCCACCUACAAGCUCAACAACGUCAACGACGUUCAGAUUCUGGCGCGGAUGCAGGAAGAGAGUCUGAGGCAGGACUACGCCGCCUCGGCCUCCCGACGCAGCUCGGGCUCGUCCUGCCACUCGCUGCGUCGCAGCGCGUUCAGCGACCAGGAGCUGGACGCGCACAGCCUGGAGGACGAGGAGGAGGAGGCGGCGCACCCGGCCUUCCGCCCGCCCUCCGGCCGCUUCGGCCCCUCGCCUCGCCACUCGCCACGCGCCUCCCCGCGGAACUCGCCGCGCUCGCGCUCCCCGGCCCGCUCCGUGGACUACGGCCGCGGCUCGCCUCAGCCCGCCGUCGGCCGCCUGCGGCGGCCGCGCCACUCGCUCCAGGGCCACGACACGCAGACCGAUGUGGUCAAGAACGAAGAAAAGCUGCGGCGUAGUCUUCCCAACCUCGCGCGCUCCAACGCGGCGCCCCCCCAAGGCCCGGAGCCCGUCAAGAACAGCCGAAGCUGCGAGUCCAACCUGCAGCUGCCAAACGGAGGAUCCCCGAGACACCAGAGCCAAUCAGCUCCAGCGCCUCAGCUCCCGAGACACUCGACCCCCAAAACCAAACGGCACCUCCAAAGCCCGACAGCGCGGCGAGUUCCGCCGUCCAGCAAGCUGCGGGCGCCGGCCGCGCCCUCGCCGCUGGCCUUGAGGCAGCCCGUCAAGGCGAGCGCCAACCCCGCCGCUGCCGCCGUGCCCGGCCGCUCCCCGAUUCCGCCCCGCAGCGGCCUGCCCCGCCCCAGCGCCCCGGCGGGUAGCGGCGGAGGCAUCCCUCUGCCUCGCAGCAAACUGGCACAGCCUGUGCGCAGAAGUCUACCGGCUCCUCGCGUCUACAGCGGCACCAGAGACAACUUGAGGGAAAGCUACUAGCUGCUUGCCCGGCAGAGGGCGCUCUAAUCAAACGGUCAAUCGUGCGAGGCGUCAGACCGCAUGGCACUUUAUUCUACCUUGAUGACUCUUAAGUCACAAUGUCCCAGGAAUAUUCCAAAAAAAAACAAAAACAAACAAACAAACCUAUAUAUAUACAGAAUUCAGAAGAGGAGGGCAUCCUCCGCAGAGGCCCGUGAGAACGCCAAAGAACAAACUCAGCCUUCUCUGCCAUGGACGCCACGCCAGAAGGCUCAUUUUUGAUUUUUCAUCCUCCUUUAAGCCUUCGCGCACGUCAGCAUCCUCUGCGAUGAUGUCGGCCAGCAACCUCGAUGAUGCCGCCAGAGAGCGAGCGUGCUGCGACGUCACACCAGACACCCAAACGAUGACAGCGUCGUGCGACCUCCGCGAUGAUGUCGGCGAGCGUCCGCCGCGGUAGCGCCAGUGCGUGGCGGUCCUAUUAAAACAAAUCUUUGCUCGUUAAAAAACAAAAAAAAAGCACUCAGAGAGAAUGCACAAGUUUAUUUAUUCAAAUUAUUGGUAGGGAUCCUCUGUUAUUUUGACACUUCAAAAGUGCUUAUGUAGCUCUUAGAGGAGCUAGCUUGUCUCCAGCGAUGACACGGGCAAGUGCUUGUUGACAAAUUCUGGGCCAGAGCACUGGAAUACUUCAUGUGCUACGUUCAAGAAAACUGGGAAAAAAAAAAGUUUAUAUUAAUCACCACUGAGCAGAGCUAAAACAUGCACAUGCGCUGAAGACUGCUGGAAGUUCUUCCUUCAACCAGGGCCUCCCCAAUAUAUAAAGAUCAGAAAACAGUCCACAAUCCAGUGUACCUCUAUCACAAUUACUACUUUCCUAUUAGCCAGCGAAUUUGCGGCACUUUAUGGUGUUACAGAAAGAGCACAAAAAUACGCCGCGAACAACAGAGGAUCCCUAAAGACGCCGCACGUCCAUAUCAGUAUUUGAUUUUACGUUUUCUAAUGUACGUUUGAACCGCAAUUUGCAUAGCUAACGCUCCAAAGCAUUUUCUACGUUUCCAAAGGCUCGACUUGCGCUUUUUUUUUUUGGGUGUCAAACGUGAAGUGCUUUGAUUCUUUCCAUUUCAGUUCAGGUCUGAAACUGCCAGGCUGAUCCAACAAUAAGUUGACAAUAGGGAAGAACUCUGGCACUGACUACUUCCUUUUAACCAUAUGACAGCCUCGAUUGUUUUACUGAUGCUGAAAUAGCGGGCAAGCUAAGCUGGCCAAAGUCGGCCAUUUUUGGCCCCCCAAAAAGUGUGAGGAGGCCUUUGGACUUUAGAACAUUUCAGCCCAAUAAAAGGGGACAUAUUAUGGAAAAUGUACUUUUUAAUGGCUUAUAUCAAGUAAGGAAGUGAAAAAGCAAUCCAUACUUAGUGGGCCCUGGCUUUUUCUUUUUUUUUUUCCAGACUGGGCAUAGUUCGUAGCUGCUCGACUCCACCCAGGUCGUCAUGGUAACAAAAUGAAUUGGCAAGGGACACGGUGAGCAGUGGCUCAUUUGCAUGAGACAAAACAGGCUUGGAAAGUGUGCUGUAAUUCUUGAUCCUAAGGAUGUUUUGACUUAAGUCACAGAUGUGUUAUUAAAACAUCUGGGAACUGUUUUAAUAUUUUUAAAAAAAAACCGAUAUGAAUAAUAUGUCCCCUUUUAAUACCCAUCGAUAUUCUCAGUGUGUCAUCCAAAGAAAGAGGAGAAUUAUCAGAAUGAUUCAAUUUGUGUGCCAGUGUUGGUGGCUCAUUUAUAAACCAGUGCCUCUGAUUUGAAGGUGUCUGUUAUCAUUUGAUUUUGGAUUUUUGGUGCCAAUUUAUGGUUUUGCCAAGGUUUUAUUCAUUUGCCUGCCUGCCUAUUUUUGUAAUGGAAAUGAAUUACAUUUAUUAUCAUUGCUUUGAGGAAGAAAAAAAAAAGUUUGACUUUGCGCCUUCAUAUUUAUAUCCAAUGUGUAAAUUCAAAGUUAUUUAUUAAAACGAGAGCAAAGGUGCCUCAGACGAAGAUGAGAAGCUGGACAGAAUGUUACAAAAAACACAAAAAAGCCCAACAGCAACCACACGUUUUGUGUGACACUUUUCUUUUUGUUAUUGGAUCUUUUUUUAAAAGUUUUUUUUCCUGUGUAAAAUCACAUUUCAAAUAAAAACUCUAAAAUCUU